AUGGCCACCGCCAUUCAGCCCAAUCCGCCCGCAGCCGACGGUGCGCUCCAGUACAGCAGGAGGCACCAUCGGCGCCACCAACCAUUCGGCCGACCCCCGUCCCCGCUCUCGCCUCGCGUACCCGCUCCGCCUACCAACUACAUUAACCCCCUCUGUAACCGCACCUUGUCGCCGGAGAGGGAGAGCCCGAGCGACGGGUCGGUGGAAUGCCCCCGCACGCCCCCGCCGCCACGUACCUUCCAGCCCCCAUGCUCCUGCCGCAGGGCACGGACACCUCCGGCGGGAAACGGAGGUGGACCGGAGUGCGUGAUGCCCCUGGCAGGCCUCACGGCCUGCGGGCCAUUCCUGACUGGAGCCCAAGACCAAACCCCCACGCCGCAGAGCGAGUGUUGCAGCGGGCUCGGGGCCUUCUUGAACGCCUCGUCGACCCUGCGCUGCCUGUGCCCGGUGAUCCUGGGCGACGUCAACAAGAUGCUGCCCAAGCCUGUGGAUCCCAUAAGGAUGAUCUACCUGCCCAUCGCCUGCGGCGUCGUGCUUCCACCCCAGGUCCUCUACAUCUGCUUCAUAUGCAUUUCCUUUUCUUUUUCAUCGCCUGCAGCCGGGCGCCCAGCCCCCGCCGCAGUAGAAAGAUUCUCUCAACUCUGGGAGGCGGAGGAAACCGUGUCUCCAGCUCUGCCACCGUGAUCAUUCAUCGUGCAUGACGAUCGGAGCGGAGGGCGCGGGGGGCAUGAAUGAAUGAACGA
This is a messenger RNA of Panicum hallii, 743 nucleotides long. Its product is annotated as proline-rich receptor-like protein kinase PERK2. Lineage: Eukaryota; Viridiplantae; Streptophyta; Magnoliopsida; Poales; Poaceae. The coding region runs from base 1 to 684 and encodes 227 amino acids. The record is from RefSeq and is a predicted model, not a curated record. The transcript is spliced from 3 exons.